Amoebophrya sp. A25 is the source of this 2192-nucleotide messenger RNA. Lineage: Eukaryota; Dinophyceae; Syndiniales; Amoebophryaceae. The record is from the annotation of a GenBank genome assembly.
GAAAAACAUGCCAGUCAAACUGUCUGCAAAAUGUGACCUUCUAUUGGAUUUCUGAAAAAUUCAUGCAGGUUGCAGGGACUAGCUAUAUUUGGAGAAGAGAGGGGGCAAAAAAAUCAACAUGAUGAAGAGAAAAGAGAUGCUACUUUUUCCCUUGCUCUGUAACUGUAUCUCCCACUAGGCAAACUAGAGAAAAGUAGCUGCGUCUUGUAGUUGAAGUAGGCAUGCUGCAGGGAAUAAAAGUAGUCUUCAACACGACCGGAGAAGAAAAAUAAUGGCAGUCCUCUCCAGCGACGCUCUCGAUGAGCGGGAGGCUCUUCGUGCCAUUUUCGGCAUGGAAUUCAGUUCACGGACAGAAAACGAAUGGGCCAUCGCGUUUCCACCUCCAACUUGUAUCGAUGACGAUUUUUCAUCUUGCACCAAGCUCGUGGUGCAUCUCUCCAAUUCAUAUCCAGAGGAACCGCCAGUAGCUGAGAUCGAACGCGCACCAACAGGAUUGGAUGUCCAAAGUACUCUCGAGUCUCUCCCUUUCAACGCUGGCGAACCCUGCGUCUACGACUGGGCAUGCGAGCUGAGGGGAAAAUUAGACGACCUGAGGGAUCUGUUUCAACCUGCUGCUCCUGCUAAUGGGAUGCUAGAACCAUUAGUAGGUGAUGAAGUUGGCGAUUUUGACGCAGGAGCUUACGACCCUGAGGCAUUGGAUGACUAUUUCUUGUCCCUUGGAAUGGAACAAGCGAAAGAGUACUAUGAAGAAGGUAGUGCAGGAGGAGCGACAGACUAUGAGGCUAUCUCAAAACUCUUCGAACAGGAGAAGCUAUACAAAUCUUUAUCUUCCUCGUCUUCAUGCAGUGGUAGUAAGAACUACAGUACUGGUUCUAGUGGUGAAGCAGCUUCUGGCAUUACGAUAGUACACGGUGAACCCUUCACGGAAAAGAAAUCGACAUUUCAGUGUCAUUGCGCAGUGGUUCGGUCAGAAGCUGACGUUACGUGGGUCUUGGAAAAAUUGUACGAGGAUAACAAAAUCCGAAGAGCAACCCACAACCAGUAUGCAUGGCGAUUGAGGGAUGCACAGGUAUGAAUCUUAUGUAUGAGGUUUUUUCGGAUUGUUCGGAUUGUCGUAGAAUCGUGAUUGUCGUAGACCUAGUAGAUAUUACCUGGCCAUUUUGUCCUGUCAGAGUUUUGCAGCUUGAAUGUUUUUUCAUGUCUUCAGCCACGACAACACAUCCUCAGGGCCAUCUGCGUGCGGACAACAACGACGAUGGAGAGGCUGGCGCAGGACGGAAGAUAGCGGAGCUUUUGCAGAUGAAAAAAGUAGAGAAUGUGUUGUGCGUUGUUUCUAGAUGGUUCGGGGGCGUCCUCAUGGGCCCUGAUCGAUUCAAAGCGAUCGGCCGCUGUGCUGCAGACCUACUAGACAGCAAAUUCAAGCAUUGUGUCGUUGGAGGAGGGUCGACGUCGGGUGGGAAGAAGAAGUAGUGGAGUUCUGAAGUCUCCAAAUCCAAAUCCAAAUCGUGGAUAUGAUGCAUAGCGCACUUCAUUACACAGCCACCUGCUAGAGGACCUCACGGAUCUAAAACUCGACCAAUCUAUGGGUGCAACCAAAAUUUUUGUCCUCCCUUACCGCGCACCCCCAUGACAAUUUUCAACGUUUCUGAUCCCAAAACGCUAUUCCGCUAUCCCCUCUAAUUAAGCGCAAACCUCUACCUCCUCUUUUGCAAUAUCGAACGACAAAAAAAUCUUUGUCGACAUGCAGUCUCGUGGAUCGGUAGUCUCGAUCGUCGUUAUCAUGAGGGGAACGACCUGAGAGUGAAAGUCAAAAUGUAGACGAGAAGGAGACAGUUUUAUCUCAAUCCAAGCAAAUGCGCGAGAGCGAGUAACGCUACAUUGGAAACAACAUUCCUACUUCCAGAAUCUGAUCGAAAGUAUCCAGACGAGCAAUUAAGGAAAUUUUGCUCGUCUGGAUACUUUCGAUCAGAUGAAUUUAUACGACUUAGGGACCUCCUCGGCAUUGCCGCAACAUUUUAGGCUUAGAGCGGAAUUGAAGAACUUCCAGGAUUACUUCGUUUUCGUUGAUCAUUGAUUGGUAAAAAGAGCGGCGAGAUUCGCAGCGCCGCACUGCUUUUAGUCCUAUCGUGAGGAAUAUAUUGAAAACAACAUUCCUACUUCCAGAAUCUGAUCGAAAGUAUCCAGACGAGCAA